Hypomesus transpacificus is the source of this 3096-nucleotide messenger RNA. It is a transcript of the gene osbp2b, whose product is annotated as oxysterol binding protein 2b. The transcript is spliced from 13 exons. Gene Ontology annotation, molecular function: cholesterol binding. Lineage: Eukaryota; Metazoa; Chordata; Actinopteri; Osmeriformes; Osmeridae. Bases 801 to 2882 code for a protein of 693 amino acids. Gene Ontology annotation, cellular component: cytosol; intracellular membrane-bounded organelle; membrane. The record is from RefSeq and is a predicted model, not a curated record.
GUGUGUGUGACCAAGCUCUUGCUACGCUAACGGAGGACAGACCGUGAUUGAGAAGCUAGUUUAUCCCCUGAUGUCCUUGGUGAUAGUGAGCGUUGCCAUCAGUGACAUUCCCUCCCCGUGUGCUAGUCUGUCGCCUGAUGUCAGUCUGGUCCAGAACACUCCAGGCAGGAAGCUGGAGCUCUCUCUGUCCAGCCCCGUGCUAGGCUCUCCUCAUCCCACAUCAGCCCUGUCCUCGAACAGUUAACUCUCCACUUCUCCUGUCAAACUCAGAGGACCAAUGGGAGGAGGAGGAGAGAGGAAGAAGCGAUGCAUUAUGGUCCAGGUUGUAUGGAUGGAUGCCGGCAGUCGAGUCCUAUCUCUUCUCUCCCUCCCUCCCAUCCUCCCUCCCUCCCCGCCCGGCACCGCAUUGAGACAAGCAUGUGGAAGAGAAUCCUAAAUGUGCUGGGAGGUGUGCGUGCGUGCACGUACGUGCCUUCCUGAGAGCCGAGGAGACGAAAACGAGAAGCGUUGCAAGACGAGGGGGAAAGACCGCCUGCCUGUGUGUGUGAGGGAGAGAGAGUUUGUGUGUGUGUGUGUGAGGGAGAGAGAGAGAGAGAGCGUUGGUGCAGCGGCAAGGCCAGAUGCGUGUGUGACAGCGGGUGUGCUGGUGUGUGUGUGUGCGUGCGCCUCGGCAAUGCUGAAUCAGGAGAACGGCAGCCUCGGCCCCCCACGGCUGGCCGGGAGGAUGUAGCGGCCCUGGGCGCCGUGCUGUCUCAGGGAACGCCGGCCUGCGGAGAGGAGGAGGAGGAGGAGAGAGGGGGAUGAAGGGCCGGGGGUGCUGGGAGCAAGGGCCGGUUCCCUCCUUCUGUGCCUCGGGGUGUCUGGGGAAGGGGAGGCAGGCUGCAUGCGGCUCCAGGGCGGCCGCGGAGCCCCGCACCCCCAGCCCUCUGUACGGCACCGCCCGCAGGAAGCCCUCCUCAUCCUGCCAUCUCCUCCACCUCGUAUGCCUGAGAGAUGACUCUGGGGAGGAGGAGCCCACGUCGCAGUCAGAGCGGAGCGACAUCCACGGGACCCUGAAGACGCUGCUCAGCAAGCUGGACGAUCUGAGCACGUGCAACGACCUGAUCGCCAAGCACGGUGCGGCGCUGCAGCGCUCGCUCAGCGAGCUCGAGGGGCUCCGGGUGCCUCCUGACGGGGGGGAGAAGGUGAAGGCCGUCAACGAGAGAGCCACCCUCUUCCGUAUCACCUCCAAUGCUAUGAUCAACGCGUGUCGGGACUUCCUGGACCUAGCGGAGACCCACAGCGUCAGAUGGCAGCGUGCGCUCCAGUAUGAGCGAGAGCAGAGAAGCCGUCUGGAAGAGACCAUCGAGCAGCUAGCCAAGCAGCACAACAGCCUGGAGAGAGCCUGGAGAGAAGCCCCGCCCACAGCCAGCGCUCCAGCCCCAGACCAGGGAGGGGGUAACAGGCUGCAGGAAGGCGAGGCGAGUGAUGAAGAUGAGGAUACGGAGUUCUUCGACGCCAUGGAGGACUCCCCCGCUUUCAUCACCGUAACCGCUAGCGACAGCGCGCAGCGCAGGCGAUCGCAGACCAGCCAGAGUGGAGCCGGUGGAGGACAAGACUGGAACCAGGACGGCCAUGUGUCGCCGAGCUGCAACAGCCUAUCAGGGAAGGAGCUGCAGCCAGGCAGGAAGAGGCGGAGCCACAUCCCAGACAAGCCCAACUACUCACUCAACCUUUGGAGCAUCAUGAAGAACUGCAUCGGCAAGGAGCUGUCCAAGAUCCCCAUGCCUGUCAACUUCAACGAGCCCCUGUCCAUGCUCCAGCGGCUGACGGAGGACCUGGAAUACCACGAGCUGCUGGACCGGGCGGCUCGCUGCGACAGCCUGGAGCAGCUGUGUCUGGUAGCAGCCUUCUCCGUGUCGUCCUACUCCACCACGCUGCACCGCACGGCCAAGCCCUUCAACCCUCUGCUGGGGGAGACCUACGAGCUGGACCGCCUGGAGGACCACGGCUACCGCUCGCUGUGUGAGCAGGUAAGCCAUCACCCUCCAGCUGCAGCUCAUCAUGUGAUUUCCCAGCGAGGCUGGACCCUGUGGCAGGAAAUCACCAUCGCUAGCAAGUUCCGCGGAAAAUACCUCUCCAUAAUGCCUCUGGGAGCAAUCCACCUGCAGUUCCACUCCAGUGGGAACCACUACGUGUGGAGGAAGGUCACCUCCACAGUGCACAACAUCAUCGUGGGCAAGCUGUGGAUAGACCAGUCCGGGGAUAUUGAGAUUGUCAACCACAGGACCAAGGAGACAUGUCAGCUCAAGUUCUCCCCCUACAGCUACUUCUCCAGGGAAGUCCCACGCAAGGUGACGGGGGUGGUGCUGGACGGCGGCGGCCAGGCCCAGUACGUGCUGUCUGGGACGUGGGACGACAAGAUGGAGAGUGCCCGGGUGGUGCAGAGCUCCCGGGGGGGCGCAGGGGCGGAGGGCAAGCAGAAGACUGUGUACCAGACCCUCGGCCCCAAGCUGCUGUGGAAGAAGUACCCACUACCGGACAACGCUGAGAACAUGUACCACUUCUCGGCGCUGGCCCUCACCCUGAACGAGCCGGAGGAAGGGGUGGGGCUGACGGACAGCCGGCUGAGGCCGGACCAGAGGCUGAUGGAGGCCGGGUGCUGGGACGAGGCCAACGCCGAGAAACAGAGGCUGGAGGAGAGGCAGCGGGCGGUGAGGAGGAGGAGGGAGGCUGAGGCCUCCGACGCCCUGGACGAUGGGAAAGAGUACGAGGGCUACCAGCCACACUGGUUCCACAAGAGGAGGGACUCUAUCACUGGGGAGACUAACUUUGUGUAUAAGGGAGGCUACUGGGAGUCCAAGGACAGGCAGGACUGGAGUAUGUGUCCAGUCAUCUUCUAACUACACAUCAGCUGUCAGAGUCGUCCGUAGACGCCCUGCCCCCUCCUCCAGCCCCCCAGCCCCCUCUCUCGGAGGAAGAUUGAUGCCUCUGGACCAUCUUACAGUUUGUGCGGACUUCCUUGUGCAUGGGACUGUGUACCAUGUCACACACACACAGUACAUCCUCGCUUACACACACACACACACACACACACACACAGUACAUCCUCGCUUA